CACACCCGAUUAAACAGGUUACCUCACAUGCGUUGUUAAACCUAAAAAAAAGAUUAAUUUAAAUACGCGCUGCAAAAUAAGAGACUUGCACAGUCUCUCCAAAGUCAUUGUUUUUUCACUUCUUCCUUCACCUCGCUCCAAUAUGAAGCGAGAUUGGGCAUAUUUAGAAGCGGCCGCUCUUGAUUUGAUUCUAAACAAGUUGAAAGAACGAAUAAAUCAUGUGUCGUUCAGUGUGGUGUGCAGGAAUUGGUGCUCAGUUGCAAAGCUUAACCAUCAAAAUCAGCAAUUCAGAACUAAUGUGUUGCCCAUGCUAAUGAUUCCCACAAAAAGAAGUUUAUAUGGUAUUCCAGGUAAUAAAGUGUACCUGCCAUCGUCAUUAUCAUUGCCAUUGCCAUUGAUUUCCAAUAAGAAGAUUUGUGGCUCUAGCCAUGGUUGGCUAGCACUCAUGGAAGAUGGUAAAUAUGACAUAACUCUAAUCAAUCCUUUUAAGAACGUAGCUCCCAUUGUUCUGCCACCCUUAAAUCCUCUAGCGGAAUUCUAUGAAAACAAUGUAAAUAAGGUUGUUUUGUCUGUUGACCCCUUAACAGACCCGAAUGAUUAUAUGGUUGCUGCAAUUCGCAAUGAUCAUUCUUGUUUUGCAAUCAUAAGAGCAGGUCAAAAAAAUUGGACUCAUGUAGAGGAUGAUGAUGAUGAUUUGGACUGCUACUACACAGAUAUUACAUUUUAUAAAGGUCUAGCAUAUGUUGCAUGUAGAAUGGAUGACAUUGUGUCAUUCAAUCUCCAUUAUUUGGAUGACCCUUCUGGAAGAGAAAGGAUAGUUCCAAAUAUUUUCUAUGAAGAUAAUUAUCAUCUAACAAAUCAUGUGUCUGAUCGAGGCUAUCUUGUGAAAUCAUUAGAAGGAGACUUAUGGAUUGUGAGAAGAAUUUUGGAUAUUCAACUCAACAGUGAUGUUAGGGACAUUGUUAUUGAGAGGUUUGACGUAUAUAAGUUGGAACUAGAUGCUCAAAAUGGGGAGGUUUUGCAAACAUUGAAACUGGAGAAUUUGGGAGAUAAUGUUUUGUUUGUAGGUGAUUGUGAUUCAACAGCUGUGUCAUCUUCUUACUUCUCUAAUUGUUUGCAAAAGGAUUCAAUUUACUACACGAAUGAUUAUGAUGAUGGCUUACCAAGUACUUAUCUUCAUGACCCAUUUGAUUUAAGGGUAAAGGAGGGAAGAUUUAUUCAACAUUGCCCUUUCAAUCCCUUGUCACCUACGUUUUGGAUUCUACCACCAUUCCAAUUCUAA
Lotus japonicus is the source of this 1282-nucleotide messenger RNA. Its product is annotated as putative F-box protein At3g25750. Bases 143 to 1282 code for a protein of 379 amino acids. The transcript has a single exon. NCBI's taxonomy places the organism in Eukaryota, Viridiplantae, Streptophyta, Magnoliopsida, Fabales, Fabaceae. The record is from RefSeq and is a predicted model, not a curated record.